AGGCCAAUGAAGGGAGAAGGAGAUCUUUCCACCUACUUCCGCCGGAAAGGUGGCUUCCUGAAGCAGACGGUUCAGGCUUCUGCUCUUUCCCGGCUGGCAGCUCCGUACAUUAAGAAAAGGCCUUGUGCAGUGUACCAUGGCUUUUGAACCCUUCCCUCGAAAGGACUGGUACAGUGUUCUGGGUGCAGACCCAUCAGCAAGCAUGAAAGACCUGAAACAAAAAUACCAAAAGCUUGUUUUAAUGUAUCAUCCCGACAAGCAGAGCGCAGAUGUGCCAGCAGGAGCCGUGCAAGAGUGUGUGCAGAAGUUCAUCGAGAUUGAUCAGGCAUGGAAAAUUCUAGGGAACGAAGAGACCAAAAAAGCGUAUGACCUGCAGCGGCGCGAAGAUGAUCUAAGAACCGUGGGACCGGUAGAUGCCCAAAUAUAUCUUGAAGACAUGUUAUGGAAUAAAGAUGAUCAGUGUUUUACUCUCAGUUGCCGAUGUGGUGGAAAAUACUGUGUUUCCAAGGAUGAAGCUGAAGAAGUUAACCUGAUCUGUUGUGAUACAUGUUCACUAAUUAUAGAAAUUGUUCAGCACAGCUGAGAUUGUUCAGUACAUGGAACUAUAAAACUCUUAUGUUCAGUCACGUUGGGGAGGCAGAGGCUUUGUCCGUUGGAGAAAACAUCGAUUUCAAAUAGAGCCGAGAAAAGAAGUGGGAGUCCUUUUGUCCAUUGGAAAUGCUGCUGAAACGUCAACUCAAAUACUGUUUUCAGAGUUUGCCAAGAAAAUGUAAAAUUGGCAAGCAGAGCCCACCCCCUGUAUUAACAAAACAUGAAUUUAGUUACUUGGUGAAUUCCCAUAGUUAGAAUUUUGGUGCCUCAUUUUGUUCUCUUCUCCAUGAGUAGAAAACAUUGUCUUCCGAGAGCCCAGAAAUAAAUGAAAGCGGAGGCUAUCAGGGAGUCUCUUGUAGUUGAGGCUUCACUCUGGGAAUCCAUCUGUACCACUGAUCUAGAACUUCCCUCUACUUAACUCACAGGGCAAUUAUAGGGCUUAAUGAGUUGGAACCAGACAUCCUACUAGGGGAAGCUCUAUAUUCUUUGCAUACAGACAUUUUGUAAAUACAACUUGACCCCAGUUCUUUCUGAUUUUGAAGAUCUGAUUAAUGAAGCAGCAUAGUGUGCUUAAAAAGGAUACUAGACUCAGAUCAUAAAACCUUAGGCCACUUUUACAAGAUGUGUGGCCAGUUACUUAUCAUCUCUGAGCCCAUUUCCUUAUUUGUAAAGGGCUUAACAUUAGCACAGUGCUUGGUUCUUAGUUAUCUUUUUAAUGUGGAUGCUUAUUUCUUCCCUUUCCCCAUAUGGACAAUACUGUCUACCUUACCUACAGUAGUGGUGGGUUUAUUUUUUAAGAUCAAAUGAUAUAAAGUAGUGAAAGGAUUUUUAAAACUGCAAAUCACUUCAUAAAUAUGAGGUAUUUUUAAUAUCUCUCUCUUCCAUGCUGGAAAAAAGAAAUAGGCAUAAGCUACAGCAUGAGCAAAUUGGGUUAGUAAUUAAGAAUAGAAUAAGAUCCUAUAUAGAUAGAUAUAGUUAUAUCUGUCUCUAUUUCUAUGAAGUUAAGCAAAGGAUUGGUUAGUUUUUCCCUUUUUUAGGGUGGGGAGACAGUCAUCUGUAGUCAGGAACCAGCCCACUGCAUCCUAACAGACAACAGUGUAGUAUGGAGCACCAAUCCAGUCAUGCAAUUUAGGUAAUGGGUAUUUAUGGUUUUGAUAAAUCAUUUUAAAUGGGAUUUUUUUUUAAUUAUAAAAACAUAGUAUUCCUGCCUAUUUCUGAAUCUUGAAUACAAUGUUAUUGGUAUCUUGAAACCAAUAUUUUCCUAUCCUAUUUCUUACUUUAUAAUUGUAAAUUUCAUAGAUGUCACUGUAACCAUUAAAACAGUUUUAUAUUUCUA
This is a messenger RNA of Antechinus flavipes (yellow-footed antechinus), 1927 nucleotides long. It is a transcript of the gene DNAJC24, whose product is annotated as DnaJ heat shock protein family (Hsp40) member C24. NCBI's taxonomy places the organism in Eukaryota, Metazoa, Chordata, Mammalia, Dasyuromorphia, Dasyuridae. The coding region runs from base 137 to 583 and encodes 148 amino acids. Gene Ontology annotation, molecular function: ferrous iron binding; ATPase activator activity. The record is from RefSeq and is a predicted model, not a curated record. Gene Ontology annotation, biological process: positive regulation of ATP-dependent activity. The transcript has 5 exons.